Molecule: messenger RNA, 1099 nt
Organism: Anopheles funestus (African malaria mosquito)
Lineage: Eukaryota; Metazoa; Arthropoda; Insecta; Diptera; Culicidae
Exons: 3
Coding region: 104-967 (287 amino acids)
Source: RefSeq, a predicted model, not a curated record
CCUCCUCGCUCGCGUCACCAUGUUGUCGCUCCACUAUUAAUGGGCAACUUUCGUCCAAUUCAAACAACUGCUAAUUUCCACACAUUUCCGGACGAGUGCUUGAAUGGUGAUACGUGACAGUACAACGACACAUUCAUCUUACCCCGCGAGUCUCGCGAGUAGGCAAUGUCUUUGGCACACUUUCGUCGAAUAUGGCCCAGUAGUGCUUGCUCUGCGAUCUGGAAUAUCACCGAAACCCGAAAUGCGUUUGCUAUCGAUUCUGUGUGUUUGCCUGCUGCUAGCGGCAACCGUAGCGCUCGAGCGUACUGAGCAGUCAACAAAUAGUAGUUCCUCGAGGGCAUUAUCAAGACAGGAACGGAAAGUUCUUCUUUUCCCGAUCUUAACCACACUUCAGAUCAGCAUGUUAACUGCGACCGAUGGGCGGUUGUAUGCACCGAAGAAAAAGUACCCGGCCCGUAAACUGGGCAUCAAUCUUGGCUUUCAGCAAAACUUUAACCUACCGUUUCGGUUGCUGGAGUUCUACAAACCACCAACAUGGGCACGUGCGAUCGCCGGUAUCCUGCGAGGACAAUUUCCAUCCACCUCCGUAGUGAGGGCUCGCAGUUGGAAGCGAUCAACCGAUCACCAAUCGUUGGCUCUUAGUGCUGGCCAACUGUACACGUUUGUGGAAGACUUUCUGCAUGUCUUUGGAUACGAUCGGGACUGUCUGGUGAAGAGUGUCUGUGAGCUUGCACACAGUCCAUUCGAUGGUACUGAUCAACAGCAGCAAGAUUUUAUGACCGAAAUAGUACACUUGUUGUUAAGCCCGUCGGUACACGAAUCGUUUGCAGAGGAUGAAACGGAACAGAAGCGUGCCUACGAAAUGGCGGAACGACUCGGCGCUAGUGGCGCUAACUGUGAUCUAAUCUACGACCGAUGCCAUCGAUCGGUUUUGAGUGAUUUUUCGAAUCUGCUUGACGUUUCUUAAAAUUGAUCGUGUCGGUUCACUUAGAAGCUAGCUUAAUGUUACGUACUGUUCUAUUUAUGAAGCUCGAAACUCGGUGUAAAUAAAUAUUUAUUUCACUACUUACAUGUAAAACACGAAUAUAAAUUAGACUCG